This is a messenger RNA of Neoarius graeffei (lesser salmon catfish), 2138 nucleotides long. It is a transcript of the gene slc35a5, whose product is annotated as solute carrier family 35 member A5. Bases 10 to 1392 code for a protein of 460 amino acids. Gene Ontology annotation, biological process: pyrimidine nucleotide-sugar transmembrane transport. The record is from RefSeq and is a predicted model, not a curated record. Gene Ontology annotation, molecular function: pyrimidine nucleotide-sugar transmembrane transporter activity. Lineage: Eukaryota; Metazoa; Chordata; Actinopteri; Siluriformes; Ariidae. The transcript is spliced from 7 exons. Gene Ontology annotation, cellular component: Golgi membrane.
GUGACGUAGAUGAAAGGUGGCUGGCAGGAUGGGAAGUGCAGUGUGACAUAUGGACAGGUUCAGCCACAGCUCUGUUCCACCAAAAUGGCACCUUCCUCUUCCUCCUCCUGUUGUGGCUGUUACUCUCAACGUACCUGGCUAUGCUCACGCUCCUCAGCCUACACUUUGGUUCUUGGCUUGAUAUUCAUUAUACUAGGGACCAGUCGCAUCAUUUUGCUGAAGUUCUCUGAAAAUGAAGAAAACAAGUAUGACUUUCAUCCUGCCUCUGUGAAUUUAAUGGCAGAGACCAUUAAACUUGUCUUUUGUUUAGGCAUGUCAGUGCGAGUGAUCAUUCGAGAGAGUCGUUCGUGUAAGGACUUGGGCUGUUCCUCUGGUUCCUCUUUUACUAGCUGUUUUAAAUGGGCUGCCCCUGCAUUUCUCUAUUUUCUUGACAACCUCAUUAUUUUUUAUGUGAUGACCUACCUCCAGCCUGCAAUGGCAGUAUUGUUCUCCAAUGUCGUCAUUCUUACAACAGCCAUUCUAUUUCGGUUUGUUCUGAAGCGGCGUUUGUCCUGGGUGCAGUGGGCCUCGCUCGUCAUUCUCUUCUUCUCCAUUGUGGCACUGACCAUGAGCACAUGCACUAACCAGCAUGCCGUCAGUGUGCAUGGCCUGCAUGCAGCGCAUGUCUCUGCUCCCUCCAGCAGCUGCUCAAAUUAUACAUUGUUGGAGAUGAAGAAGCACAACCAGAGUGAAACCAGCUGGGCAGAGGGACUAGCCCCUGAUCUCUGGAACAGCCAGCUUGUCCAGCGUUUACGUGGCUUCGGCCUGGGCUAUGUCUUGCUGCUGCUUCAGUGCUUCACCUCUGCACUGGCCAACAUCUACAAUGAGAAGAUCCUGAAGGAUGGAGAGCAGCUGGCUGAAAGUAUUUUUAUUCAGAACAGUCGGCUGUACGUGUUUGGUGUUGCCUUCAAUGGCCUGGCAUUGGUGGUGCGUACAGAUUCCCGGACGAUGAUACUGCGCUACGGCCUAUUUCAUGGCCACAAUGCCUACUCAGUAGCGCUGACCUUCAUCACAGCUUCCCUUGGUCUCUCUGUUGCCUUUAUCCUUAAGUUCCGUGACAACAUGUUCCAUGUGCUGACGGGCCAAAUCACCACUGUGCUCGUCACAGCCCUGUCAUUCUUCCUUUUUAAUUUCCGCCCAGAACUAGACUUCUUCCUACAGGCGCCAGUAGUGUUGCUGGCCAUCUUUAUAUACCACAGCAGCAGCCUGAAGGACCCAGAGUAUGUGCUUCAGCAAGAGAGGCUCAGGGUCAUCAAUGGAGAGGUGUUUGAGCGGCAUCGAGGGGAUGGGGAAGAGUUGGAGAGACUAAAUAAGUCUGACACGGAAGGUGAUUCUGAUGAGGAGUCUUUCUGAGCCCAUUUGCCCUCUCUUCAGGUUUUACCUACGAAAAUGUUACUGUAAUUAUCUUGCAAAUUAUGUCCAUGUGCCUGUAUGUAUAAUGCUCUUAUGGCUAUAUUUAUUGACCCUUUUUUCGGGGAUGCCUACUGUAUCGGUGCAAAAGGUUGAUGCAGUUGUACUGCAAACCCACUACAAUGACACUACCAGGUCAGUGUUCCUAUUAUGCUGAGAAUGAUCCCCCACCCAAGUCAUAUCUAGUCAGUGGUGUCUCCUUUCCGUUCAUGGAUAGGAUGGGAUGGAGUGGUUUGACAAAUUACGUACAGAAAUAGAUGGGCUAGAGUCAGUAAUUGUAAACAUAGUGUGCCACGCUUUGGUACGAGCUUCUUAUAAAUGGGACAAACAAUAGGUAUAAACAAUGUGGCCUAAAUAUAUGUAUAUUAUGGUAUUUUAUUUUUCUGUGUCCAUGGUGUUGACUUUCAUGUGAUCAGUAUCAAAUGUCAGGUGUGUGUGUGUGGUAGGGCUGAAUAAAAAUUCUUGAUUGAAGGCUUUUAAAAUGUUCCAGAGAAACACAAGGAAGUCUGGCAGAGUGGUGUUUGUCACAUGUUGUAUAAUCACAAUUCUGUGACCAGCUGUCAUCAGUGUUCUUGACAGUGUUGCUUUUUAUUAAAAUGCUGCUGGGCAAAAAAAUUGACUGGGAACAUUUUCCUGACACUAUAAAGACACUACUUAGUGCAUGUAAUCAAAAUGCUUCAAUUCAUCAG